UGGUUUGAGUGUGGAGGACUAAGCCUUUUUGUUGUUGAAUAUUGGGAGAAGACUUGUUUUACGAUUGAAAUGGGCGAAGCAACCAACAAGAGGUAGUCUCUAGAUCGAUCCAACACACGCAUAUACUUAUUGUCCUACAAAACUGAUGUUUGACAGAUGACCCACUGAGACCAGAAGUUUCUGGCUAAAUGAGCUCUAGAUAAUCUUUAUCCGUUUUAAGAUGGUUUUGAUUGUUUAUUCGUUGGCAGUAUCACUAGUAUAAAUAUCGCCUUAUUCUUCAAGAAAAGAAUAUAGAAGUUUGUAUUUCUCAAAACUAAACACUCGUUUUUAACUAUAUCCAGUCCAAGCUAAAAGAUAUAAAAGAUAAUAUUUUGCAACUCGAUUCAAAGCUAAACCAAUAAAACUUCAAAAAAAUAAUUGAAAAUGACUAUAUCUGAAGAACAACCAAAACAAAACAAAUCCCAACUUCCAAAAGUAUUUCCACCUCAAACUGAAAAACCACAAUGUUCAGAAUUUGAUCAAAAUACAGUAAUCAUGCCCAACUUCCCAUUUAUUAACUUUAAGAAAAGUGAAAAGAAACAAAAAGUUUAUGAAGGUGCUAUUCCUUUCGCUAAUCAAGAAGAUAAAGAAACAAAACAUCUUAACGAGAUAUAUAAUUUAUUUGAAGAGCAAAGCAGAGAAGAGCGCGAAUAUAUGCGUAAAUUUCCUUGCAAACAUAGGUUUUAAAUUGCUUAUAAUGAUCAAUCCAGACUUUAAAGGUGCCUAAUAAAUAUUAUUUUUUUACGUUUUAUUAGUUUGUUUUAUAUUUGUACUUUUGUAAUUUUUUUCCUAUUAGAUUCUAUGUCGUUAUAUAUUAUAGUCUUUUUUUGGUCUAGAAAAUUUGAAAUAAUUAAAAAAACAGUUUUUAAUAAUUUUCUAGGUAAAACUUCCUAAUUUAUAUCCCUUUUUUCCUUAAAAAAAACAAAAAACGUAAUAAAAA
This is a messenger RNA of Ascoidea rubescens DSM 1968, 979 nucleotides long. RefSeq lists its product as uncharacterized. The record is from RefSeq and is a predicted model, not a curated record. The transcript has a single exon. Lineage: Eukaryota; Fungi; Ascomycota; Saccharomycetes; Ascoideales; Ascoideaceae. Bases 424 to 726 code for a protein of 100 amino acids.